CAACUGUAUCUGCUCACUAUCGGGCUGUGCAGUGCCUGCCAGUCUGUGUUUGCCUCUUGCCUCGCCCCUUCUUUCGCAGGACCCGAGCCAGCGCCGCCCCAGGCGGCUGCAGGUCCACGGCCCACAUCAAGGCUGUCGGCAGCCUCGUGCCACGUCGCCCCGCCUCCAUGGUCACCGCCGCUGCCGCUACCGAAGCGGACGCGUUCCCCACGCUCGUCUCCGCCGAGUGGCUCAAGCAAAACCUAGGCCAGGUCAAGGUCCUAGACGCCACCUGGUACCUCCCAAAUGCCGGCAAGGAUGCCGUGGCGGAGCACAAGGCGGAGCGCAUCCCUGGGGCGCUCUUAUUCGACAUGGACGGCAUUGCCGACCCGGCCUCCACCCUGCCCCACAUGCUGCCCUCUGAGCGGCAGUUCGCCGCCGCCGCCGAUGCGCUGGGCGUCAGCCGUGACGAUGCGUUGGUCGUGUACGACAAUACCGGCAUCUUUGCCUCCCCCCGCGCCUGGUGGACCUGGCACGUUUUUGGGCACCCCAGGGUGGCAGUGCUGGAUGGCGGCCUGCCUGCUUGGAAGGCGGCAGGCGGCGACAUGGAGACCUCCCCAAUGGACAACGCCCGCAUGGGUGCGCCCGUGGAAGCCUUGCGCAACCCUCCUGCUGCCACCAAGUACGAGGCGCGGCUCGACGCCAGCCAAGUGCGCAGCUGGCAGCAGGUGCUGGAGAAUGUGAGCAGCCAGCAGGAGCAGGUUGUGGAUGCGCGGCCGGAACCCAGGUGGCGGGGUGAGGCCCCGGAGCCGCGCCCGGGCCUCAAGAUGGGCCACAUCCCUGGCAGCAAGAACCUGCAGUGGCCCAAUGUGCUGCGGGAUGGCAGCACCUUGAAGCAGCCAGAGGAGCUUGCGGCGGCGUUCAAGUCGGCUGGGGUGGACCUGUCGCAGCCGCUGGUGUGCUGCUGCGGCACGGGGACCACUGCAUGCAUCCUGGCGCUGGCGGUGCAGCAGGUGCAGCCGGGCGCCAAGGUCGCCAUCUAUGACGGCAGCUGGAGCGAGUGGGGGCAGCUGCCGGAUGUGCCGGUGGCCACUGGCGGCAGCUAGCAGCGACGUGAGAGCGCGGGGGCCGUUGCACCUGGUGUGGGGCCCAUGAUGCUGACUGGUGUAAAAACGCUGGGC
Messenger RNA from Chlorella variabilis, 1160 nucleotides. RefSeq lists its product as hypothetical. Gene Ontology annotation, cellular component: mitochondrion. Gene Ontology annotation, molecular function: thiosulfate-cyanide sulfurtransferase activity. Gene Ontology annotation, biological process: transsulfuration. The transcript is spliced from 6 exons. The record is from RefSeq and is a predicted model, not a curated record. Lineage: Eukaryota; Viridiplantae; Chlorophyta; Trebouxiophyceae; Chlorellales; Chlorellaceae. Bases 168 to 1085 code for a protein of 305 amino acids.